AUGAGACAAUUAUAUCUCUUGUUAGUGCUUCUUCUAGUGGGUGUUGCCUCCACCAAUUCUGCUUCUAACAAAGUUGUAGAAGUAGAUGUCAUUUGCAAAGAAGCUUCAAAUCCUUUAUUUUGUUCAAAUAUUCUCAAUUCAAACCCUGGAGGAGCAAAAGGUGUAGAUCUUGUUGACCUUGCAAUAUACACAAUUGAUGUAUUUGAUUACAAUUCGAGCAACACGAAUAGUCUAAUACAUAAAUUGAUUGAUCAAAGUGGUGGUAAUGUUACAGAAAUUAACUAUUAUCACCCUUGUGCUGUAGAUUUUGAUAGCACUCAUGGUAUCACUGCAAUGCUUAUAUUUGCAUCUACACAUUUGAAUCAUGGACAUUAUUCAGCCAUGGCCAAAGAUACAACUAAUAUUAUGAAAAAGAUUCUUGAAUGUAGUCAUAGCCUACAUAAAAAUAAAACUAGUCCUUUACUUGCAAAAAGUGUUGAUGUUCUUCGACUAGUUGGUCAAGUGCUUCAAAUUAUAUCAAAAUAUUUAAAUCAUGGAUAA
Messenger RNA from Vicia faba (fava bean), 540 nucleotides. Lineage: Eukaryota; Viridiplantae; Streptophyta; Magnoliopsida; Fabales; Fabaceae. The record is from the annotation of a GenBank genome assembly.